Drosophila bipectinata is the source of this 696-nucleotide messenger RNA. Its product is annotated as glutathione S-transferase theta-1-like. Lineage: Eukaryota; Metazoa; Arthropoda; Insecta; Diptera; Drosophilidae. Gene Ontology annotation, molecular function: glutathione transferase activity. The record is from RefSeq and is a predicted model, not a curated record. Gene Ontology annotation, biological process: glutathione metabolic process. Gene Ontology annotation, cellular component: cytoplasm.
UAAAGAUCGGUCGGAAUGUCAAAGGCAAUUAAGUUCUAUUAUGAUCUUCUGUCGCAGCCAAGUCGUGCUCUAUGGAUUGGAUUGAAACUGAGCAAGACUCCGUUCGAAGAUUGCCCCGUUGCCCUCCGAAAACGCGAGCAAUUGACUGAAGAAUACAAGAACAUCAAUCGGUUUCAGAAGGUGCCGGCCAUAGUGGAUGGUGAUUUCCAUUUGGCGGAAACCAUUGCCAUUAUACGCUAUCUGGCGGAUAAAGGUCAGUUUUGUGAGACGCUCUACCCAAAAUCCAUAGAAGAACGGGCCCGAGUGGAUGAGUACUUGGAGUGGCAGCACCUCAAUGUUCGUUUGGGCUGUUCCCUCUAUUUCCGCGAUGCCUGGUUAUUCCCCAUGAAUGGUAUAGCUCCCAAACCGAAACCUGAAAAGAUUCAAAAGCUAAUCAAGGGUGUGGAAGACAACCUGAAACUCCUAGAGACACUUUGGCUGGAAAAAGACUUUCUUGUAGGACAACAUCUCACUGUAGCGGAUCUCUUUGGGGCCUCGGAAAUAAACCAAUUAAAACUUUGUCAGUACAAUUUGGAUGAGAACAACUUUCCAAAGGUGGCCAAGUGGCUGAAAAAUGUUAGAGAAGCCGCCAAUCCCUAUCAUGACGAGUCGUUGGUUUUUGUUGAAAAGAAAUCUAAGCAAACCUCCAAUAUUUAA